Messenger RNA from Amblyraja radiata (thorny skate), 1307 nucleotides. Its product is annotated as NACHT, LRR and PYD domains-containing protein 14-like. The record is from RefSeq and is a predicted model, not a curated record. Gene Ontology annotation, molecular function: protein binding. Bases 162 to 806 code for a protein of 214 amino acids. Lineage: Eukaryota; Metazoa; Chordata; Chondrichthyes; Rajiformes; Rajidae. The transcript has 6 exons. Gene Ontology annotation, cellular component: cytoplasm.
CUCUGAGGAACCCGAACUGUAAAAUACAGAAACUGGGGCUGGACGAUGUUGGUCUCACAGAUACUGGAGCCAAGCAUUUCGCCUCCGCUCUCAGUCCAAACUGCUCACUGACAGACCUGGAGCUGAGUGGGAAUAACCUCGGAGAUUCCGGAGUGAAACUGAUGUCUGUGGCUUUGUGGAACCCGGACUGUAAACUACAGAGACUGGGGCUGGACAAUGUCGGUCUCACAGAUAUUGGAGCCAAGCAUUUUGCCUCCGCUCUCAGUGCAAACUGCUCACUGACAGACCUGGAUCUGAGUGGGAAUAACCUCAGAGAUUCCGGAGUGAAACUGGUGUCUGUGGCUCUGUGGAACCCGAACUGUAAAAUACAGAGACUGUGGCUGGACAAUGUCGGUCUCACAGAUUCUGCAGCUGAUGAUCUUGCCUCCGCUCUCAGUACAAACUGCUCACUGACGGAGCUGAACAUUGGGGACAACGCGCUGGGAGAUACCGGAGUAAGCCUGGUUUCUGCGGCUCUGAGAAGCUUCAACUGUAAAAUACAGAGACUGGGGCUGAACAAUGUCGGUCUCACAGAUUCUGGAGCCGAGGAUCUCGUCUCCGCUCUCAGUGCAAAUCCCUCACUGACGGAGCUGCAACUGGGGAAUAACUCCCUCACAGACCGAUGUGUCCCCGCUCUCUGCCGCCUCAUACAGACCCUCCCGAGACUGGAGCGGAUCUUGCUGGUGGGGAAUCAGUUCGGUCCGACCGGGGAGAAGGAACUGGGGUCGCUGCAGGAACCCAGACCCGGACUGAGUGUGACCGUGUGAACAUCUCUGGGUGUGAACGUCACCACCCUGGUGACUGGAAUAUUGUUGGCCGUUUCUCUGCCCACCCCUUUAAACGGCUGCCCUCCCCUUUAAACGGCUGCCCUCCCCUUUAAACGGCCGCCCUCCCCUUUCAGCGGCCGCCCUCCCCUUUAUGCGGCUGCCCUCCCCUUUACGCGGCCGCCCUCCCCUUUAAACGGCCACGCUCUGGGAUUAAACUCCAAUGGUUCUCGGGUCGGGCGGGCGGUGACGUCAGAGGCGGCCCUGCCUGCUGUCACGUGACCCAGAUACGCGGCGCUGCUGCUGGCACCGGAUAUCCGGUGCUGCCCCCAGUGGGGGGGACAGUGGAAUUGCAGCUGGACCUGCAGGAUCCCGGAUGUGACGUCAUCAUCAGCGGCUGCUGCGAAUUGAUGGUGACAACAGCAGCUUUGUUCAAACUUCAAUCACACAGCAAUGUCUGUUACUGCUUUAUCAUCUGUAAAUCACAUGUAAAUAGUUUAUUAC